AGUCGCUUGUAUUUUUUUUUUUUUUUGGACGAAAGGAGAGACUAGAAGGUCGGUGUUGGGAAGGAAAAAAUCGACGGUUCAGCAGCAACAACAAUUUGUGGUGAUGUUUCGGGUGCGGAAAAUAGGAAUCGAAAACAAUGUUUCUUCCUCCUCGGGAUUUGACAUUUCGUGACGUGCCAGUGUGACAGUUCAAACAUUCCUAGGAAUUCUAUUUUUAGAGCUGUCAAGCACAUUGGCCCAUUUGAUUGCGUUUCAGUGUGAAGAAAGGAUUGUUUUCUCGUGGCGUGGUUGGAAGUCUUUUACCACGCAAGCGAUAAGUCGGUGGUUCGAAUCUGAGUAUUUAUUAUGCCCAACGUUGUGAUUACUUUCUACCCUGUGGUGUGUGUUGUAUCUGCGAUCAGCUGUUUGGGGAUCAUUCGCCAACUUUUUGCGAAAACGGGAUGUGCACCGUGUUGUGAGGAGCAAAAGGAGAGACAGGUCCAUCCAGCCGAAAUCAGUGUGCGGAUUCUCCCUAUAGAAAGGGAAGAGAGAAGUGUCGUUGCGUUUUAGUCAUCUACGUUAGCGAAGAAGACAAUCCGCUCAUUCGACGCAACUAGAACGCAAGGAAAACGAGAAGAAAGCGCUAGUAGAGAUUCGUACCUAUGCUCUCCGCGUUCUAAUUCUAUUUCUCGUCAUUAAUCCACAGCCGGCAAGAAGCUUCUUUUGCUGUUGCUACUACUGCUACCACUUGCAUUGCUACUUCUGCCCGCAUCACUCCUACCGCUGCAUUUCGAUUUUCCCGUCACAUUUUGCCGGUGCACGACCUCGUCAGUUCCCGUCCCUCCUUCGACAGGUAGAGAGGGGGAAGGGGGGGGGGGGGAGGAGCAGCAGCAGUGAUAAGAGCACGCUACGCUUGUACAGGCAAUAGAGACAAAAAGCGACAGCCGCAAUGUCCGCUGUACCACAGAAAGCAACACAACAGCCGGCUGCUCCUGCUGCUGCUGCAAUCACAAGCAGCGGAACAGGUAGCAGCAGUACGCGCUUUCGUCGGCAAAAAAUAGUUCCCUCUGUGGUGGCGAGAAAAUUCGGUGCUAACAUCAGCACCAAAAGCUCACCAAAAGUUGCAUCAUCGAAGGAAGGUGCGAAGGAGGCACCAAACCACGAGGAAUCGAAGCAAGCUGCUGGUAAAGAGGAGGAGAGAGCUACGGAGGUGAUCAAUUUGCAGCAGGAAACAGUACAAACGAUCGAAACUCCAUCAUCAUGCCAAGUCGAAGAAGCACAAGUUGCUGUAGUAAGGGAAGAUGCUCCGCAAGCAGUCAUUGCCACCAGCACGGCCAAACCACCAGUCGCUUUCCGACGCAUCAAGCCAAAGGUUGCAAUACCGCAAACACAGAAGCCGGCGAAAUCUAUUCUAAAAAAUGCCACCACUCCUGGCAAGGAAAACCCGUACGCGGAAAAGGUCGUAUGUGUGGCAAAGGAAGAUUUUGUCCACGCACUACAGAAAGAAAACAGUGGAUCUACGGUUGAUGCCGUUUCGCAGCAAAACGAUCCUGUAACUGUAACUGAUGAAUCGCUGGCACCAAAACAACAAUCCUUUCCCGGAGAGAAGGACCAGGAUACCAGUGCCAUUAGCGGCGCUUCAGCAGGGGAGUCCAUCGCAGCAUUAGCUUCCAAAACGUUGACAACAAAUACUCCCUUGGUCAAAACCAUCAAACGCACCAUGAAGAUAAGUGAUUGUGCGCCGCAAAUUGCGGAUUUGUUAAAAAGUAGCAUCAAAGGCAAGAAAUCGGCGGUCCCUGGUAAACCAGCGUCAACAAAUGGGAAGGUGGUUGUUGCGUCAAAGCCGCCGGAUCUUGAAGAGAAACUGCAAAACGUAUCUCUGACUCCAAAAACAUUACAUGAACAAGAAAAACCUCCCUCAACGCAAUGUAAACCGUCGUUCGAAAAUAGUGCUGCGGGUGUAGCUGCUGCAGAUAAAGUUCCCGGCUUAGAAAUGCGAAUCGAUAGUAUUCCACCGGUUUCCGCUUCUCCGGCAACUCCUAGCACUCCCUGCAAUGCGGCGAACGCAGUCGUCGCCGCACCCAAAACCAUCAAAAGGACCUACAAUGUGGGCCAUCUCGCACCACAAAUAGCGGACUUGAUUAAAGCUAGCAUCUGUAAGAAAACCGUCCGGUCGACGCACACUAAUGGGAAGGUAGCAACUGUAUCGAAACCGCCAGAUCCCAAUUCAAAACUCGAGCACGCAUCUUUACCUCCAAAUGCAUCACACGAACACCUAGAAAGUAAGUCGGCACAGAUGGUUGCACAGCACAGUAAACUGACCACCGAAGACUGUGCUUCGACUCUAUCGGUGACAGAUAUAGUCCCCGUCCUAGAAAUACAUCUCGAUAAGGAUUCUCCUAAUGAAACUAUUGAACCGGAUCCACAACCAGCCGAAGCAGCAGCAGAAGCAGAAAAAGUCACCGUGCUCGAACCCUGUCCGGAUGAUGCUUGCCGUCAAUCCGAAGCGGCCAUUACGAUACCACCAACCCCUUCCGUUAACCCAAAACCACCACCAGCUCCCGCCGAAAAAGCACCCACUGCUGUUGGACAAGUGUCCGGGGGCAAACAAAUCCAGAAGGUACUGAAGCUUACGCCCGAACAGUGGCAGUCAGCACUACAAAGUGCAAAAAAUCGCAAAAAAGCCAAAAACGUGAUUUUGUCCAAGGCUAAGAAUGACAAUAACAAUGUGGCUGCAACACCACCACAAGCAGCAAUUGCAACAGAAAGCAUUCCAAAUGAGCCUCCAGCAGAAGUGCCUUUUGUUGCACCUGAGGUUUCCGCCAAGUCUAGCGGCUCGACGGACGCAAACAGGGUGGUGAAUAUUAUUUCAAACAUAGUGUUGCCCCCGUUAAAUGUGCCCAACGGUUCGCCUCGUUCAGCGAAUACUCAAGUUGCUUCUGCGACGCAUGGAACGGCCACCCAUCCAAACAUUUUCAGCGUGUCCGAUGAUGCGGUGGCCAUAAGCAUGCCUACAAUGCCGCCCUGCCCAACAUCAACAGCUGCUGUUUCACCGAACGUUCCACCGAUUUAUUCUGGCCAAUACCCUAAGCUGUUGAUUUUGCAUAAACCCGCAUCGGCUUCACCUUCUGCUUUGUCCCCUGAUCCGUCCUGCGGUAGAUUAAAGUUACCUCAACAUUCCCUGAGUGUUACCGUGCUACCGAGCCAGACAGUUCGCACCGGACACUCGCCCAUCGUUCCUUCGCCGCCGAAGAGACCCUUUGCGUUACCCACGCCCGAAGUAACCGUUACACAGACAUCCCCGAAACAGACGCCUUACGCGAAUGCUGCUCCUGCCCCGCUGCCCACACCGAUUAUUUCUGUAACCGUGACACCGGCGACCAAUGAUGAUGCUAGUAACUGCUUCUUGGCUAACCGCGUGGACCCGGUGCCGGUUGAUACUCGCAUUGUUCCAAAGAUUGUAAUCGAUGAAUGUGACACGGCGGAUCACGAUGACAGCCAAGCGUCGCACUCGUCCACCUCCUCGUCAUCUUCGUCGGGCCAGCAUGCGGUGCCCAAGAAUCAACCGAAGAAUCGUUCCGACUGCUCCACAGCAACGCCAGUUAAAGAUUGUUCGACAACUACUGGAAUGGGAUGCUCACCCGACAUCCGGGACAAGCUGCGUGCGAAGUCGUUAUUUAAUUUGAAGAUGAAAAAGGAAUCCGAGCACAGCGGACAAAUUCCACGACAGUAUCCUGGCCCUGUGGCCAAUAAGCAACAAGCCAACGACGAUGCUAACAUACUUCAACGUGCUGCAUCAACAGCGGGAGUGUUAGAACGGGGUAUCAAAAAAACCGUUGAUCAUGCAAACACGGAAAGUAGCACCGAUUCCGUUGUAGCUCGAGGAGUUGUCACUAACAUUACUUCGUCUACCACACCUCAUUCGAAAACUUCCAAGCUAGAGCCACGAUAUGUGAUCUCUGAGGUGGUCAGACAAUCGGAAAGAGUAGCAGCAGUAGCAGAACCUUUAACGGAUGUGGAGAGCAACCCUGUUUUAAAGCAUGCGAAAGAACAGUCACCGGAACAGUUACGGAAGGACGUGCCGCAGAAAGGAUGUGCCCAACUAACUCCAAGCAAGUCGACGCAUACUGAAGCACAAGCAUUCGAUGUUCCAAAGAACAGUGCGAUAAACGAUGGGCCGGAAGAUGAGCCACUGGUCAAGAGUGGAUUUGAUGAUGUGGCAGCUGACACAACAGAUCCUCCAAACACGGAAAGCACCAAUGCACCAACGGUCGAUAGUACAGUUUGCGAGGAGACAAAGGAUAUUGAAGCGAAUGUAUUUUUCGGGUUUUCCAGUGCGUCCAUUGCGUACGCAGAGCGAGAUUUUGAGGACAGAUCGCGCACCAUCGAUCUGGUGCUAGCGAAAAGACAAUCCACCGAAGAAGGUAGAAGCAAGCAGGAACAGUCAAUCGAACCGGAACUGGUUGAAGUAGACAGCGAAGCAGCUACUUCUGGCGGUCCAGUUGCUGAUAAUCUCGAUCGUUCCGGUUCAAGCCCCGCUCCAAGCGAUGCUAGCUUAAAAAAGAUUGAGCAUACAACCGAUAGUGCUCAACAGAUGGAAGAAGAACCUCGGGAAAAUGUUGUAACCGACGUGCAACAGACACAAGAGCACUCCCCGGAAACGCUUUUGAACGAUAGCGUCGUGGUGAUAUCGGAUAGCGACGAAGCAGCCGCUGAAAAUGAACGAGAAAAUGACAACAACAAGAAGCCUGCUGAGGAAGUGACGGACUGUGUAGCGAAUGAAAGGUUGGAAGAAAAUGAGCCAACUCCACCACUACACCAGGCAGCAACAACAGGCGUUGAUUUGAUCAUCGCCAUGGCAGCAAUGAGGCGCCAGAAGCGUAUCCCUUCUGCUGAGGAUACAUCGGAUCGGGAGUAUGAGAUUGAUGCGACGGAAGGGGCACCUGCAACCCAACGCCCACGAUCAUCAAGAUCAACACCAUCCACUGCUUCCCGUGGCGGUCCGCUUGGCCACCGGAAAGAAAGGCACAGGUAUAAAAGAAGCCUCGUGAAACUGUUGUGGAAGCACGUGGAUGUUGCCGCUCUUGUAAAGGAUUUGGUGGACCAAGAGAAGCGUCGCUUUGGUUAUCAGUCGUCAUCUGAUGAACAAGAGAUGAGCUCGAAGUCGGAAUCGGAUGAGCUUACCCCUUCCAGCGAUGGGUCAUUGCCAGAAAAAACGAUUCUGGAUCGAAUUCUUGCUAAAGCGCGUACAGCACGAGGCAGCAGUGCGGGUGAUGGUGUCGUCGAGAAAUUGUCGGCCGAAUGUGACCAACAGCGAACAGCACAAUUUGACCAAAGAGAUGAGACGGAGCCAUGUUCCGUGUUCAUCGGUGAUAAAUGUACGGAAGCGAGGAAUGAGCUUUUGCCCUCCUUCGCAAGCUUGCCAGCUCGAUCGGUUGCUCCUGUAGCGCAAAGCAAUGAAGCAUUCGUCCAAGAGCAGCCCAUUACUGCUGUCUGUGAUAAAAUCGAAACGAAUGUCACAAUCUGUGAUACAUCGAGCAGUGCUGUAACAGAACUGAACAAUACUCCCACUGAACAAGUACAACUUGCACCUGGUAGUAGAAAACGACGACUGGCGGAAGCGGCUAGACGCUUCGCGAAGCGCAAAUCAUCCGGACGGAAAAGGCCAAAGCUUAGCAAAGCGGCUACUGCACCGAUCGAGAUGCCGCUCUUCCGGUUCAAUAGUUCGGAUGGGUCGCGCGACGAGGUAGUUUCGGACUGCUCGUCGGAUGGAUUAUCGACGGUGGAAGUGGCCUAUAGCAGCAGCAGCAUCAGCAGAAAGCCAGCAAACGAAGCUAGAACGGAAAAUCUUCCGUCCGGAAGUAAAGGAGAACCGCUGGGCAGAAGUAGGAUAGGCAGAAGGCGAUACUCGAGCAGUAGCAGUAGUAACAGCAGCACUAGCCGGAACAGUGUCAGUCUCAGCCCUGACGGUACGUUGUCCGCUAGAGGCGUAUCGAAGUCAGGCAAGAGGCGCAAAGCGCGUUGUCGAACGAAACGUAGCGAGCAUAAACCCGCCACCGUUGUUGCUACCGUCGAUUGCGACACCAGUCCUUCCACGUCCACUACUUCCAACCUAGAUGCGUCGCAGGUGGCCGGUCAAUCGACACCAGCAGCAGUAGGGCAGGCAGCAGCAGCACCUCGCGCUUUCGACAAUGUUAGCUCGAGGAACAAUCGCGGUUUAAAGCCUGCGGAAGAACAGCCACCGGAACAGCUGGGGAAGACUGUGCCGAAAAAGGGUCGUGCCCGAGCAACGGCAAGCAAGUCGAAGCAAGCCGAGCCUCAAGCAUUCAAUGCUCCAAACAACAGUGCAAUAAGCGACCGGGUCAACAGCUCCGUGCACCAUGAUCCGGAGGAUGAGCCGCUGGUCAAGUGUGGUAACUGUGGUGGUGAUGUGGUCGCUGCGGCCUGGGAGGAUCAUGCCAACUAUCACAAUGGAGCAGCGUAUCGGGUUGGGGUCGACGCAACGCUAGACAUGAAAAACGUGAAAGCGAUCUCAACGGCGAUCUUGCGCUUUAUGAAACUGCAUAACCGCAAGGAGUUGGCCUGCGAACGGUGCGGAAUGGUGAAGCGAUCGGGCGUCGGGAUGGCAUCCCAUUACAUCUCGUGCGGGCUUACGGAGCUGGAGCUGGAGCAGAGCAAACCGGCCUGUGUGCACUGUGGGCGGAAGAUGAAAGCCGUCAGCCUGUUGGUGCAUCAGCAGCAGCACUGCCGCGUGCUGAAGGAACAGCAACGUCAAAGCGCGGCCAGCGAAAAAAGAGACGAUUCGUCUGCUGCCGCCAAAGAGACGACUGCGAGUGGCCGGAAGAAGCGGAAAUCGGGUGCCAGCGCCGAACGGAUGAUUAAAAAGAUGUCCAAAGAAAUAAAUGAAGAUCCGGUCCGUGAGUUGAUGGUGGAAGUAACUGGCCGUGGAGUUAGCAACGCCAUCAUGCAGUGUUGGCUGUCACACCUCAGGCAAUCGGAGCAAGCCGUUUGCAGUUCGCACGAGUGCCCGUUCUUUGGGAUGACAUCGGAGCACAUGCGCCGGGAGCAUGAUGGUAAUGGUGGAGCCGACCCGAAACCACUGUUCCAGUGUGGCAAAUGUACGUACAUGUCGUCGAGUCAGGACGGGAUCAAGUCACAUCUUACCACCGAACAUCCUCUGGUGAUGCGGCAAGUUGCUGCCCAACGGCGUCAAACGCCUAAUCUAACCAGUGGUAGCGAUUCUGAUGUCUACACCGGAUAUAAGGAUGGCAGCACCACGGACGAUUAUGACAGCUUUGCGCCUGAGGAUGAGGACGAAGGGAAAGGCAACAAAGGGAGCAAGGGAAAGAAGAGCGCAUUGAAACCGAAAAAGACGCCAAGCAAGGCCGGCAGCAAGGCGAUCUCGGCGGAAUUGCUGUUGGAUUCUUCCAUGGUGUCGGGCGGCGCUGACGAAACGGAUGUGUAUAAAGAGAUGGUACUGCAGGAAUCGAUAGAAUACAAGCAGGAUAAGCUAAAGUAUCAUCUGAUGUCCGCAAAAUGGACGGAAGAGUUCCGCCGAACGCAUUACGCGGCACGGCUACUGUUUGCCGAUUUACGUCCGGACGUGGACGCAUCCUAUCUGCGGUCGGUUGCCAACCUGAAAGACUAUCUCCCAAUAGCAACGUGCUCGAUGCGCUACGUGCAGUGCAACUCGGGCCAAUACGAACCGGGGUACACGGCGGAAAAGUUUACACACCGCUGGCAGCAGAAGCAAACGUUCGACGGUGAAGCGCUUGGGUGCGAAUCGAUGUUCUUCUGCGGUGGGCCGGUCGUAUCACUCGACUGGCUGCCGUUGCCGGACGGGGCCGGGAACGAUUGUGAUCAGUUCCUGGCGGUGGCUUGCAAGCAGCGGUACGAUGAGUAUUACAGCUGCGAGCAACUCGCAAUGCCCCGGCGGUCGCACAAGUGCCUGGUGCAGAUCUGGAACGUUGGUCCUAUUCAAAACAUUGGAUCAACGAAGAUUACACUUCGGUGCCCACGAUUAGCAUUCGCCAUCGCGUGCGAUUAUGGUCCCAUCUGGCAGCUGGCCUUCUGCCCUAGCGGAUGCUACAACGAUCCCGCCCAGGAGGGAGACAAUCUCGAUCGCCUAGGUUUACUGGCGGUAGCCGGUUCCGACGGGGACGUUCAUUUGUACGCGUUAAGCCGAAGCAUGGCAGACGGCGAUGCGUUGUUCCCUCGAAUUUUACCGCUUCGACCAGCUAUGCUACUGUCGCUUAGUUUGUCCGUUGAAUCACACAACGAACCUGCCUCAGACUUUACCGGACGAAGCGUGCAACGGAUUGCGUGGUCACGGGAAAAGGGACACAACGUGCUGGCGGCCGGCUACUCGAACGGGGUCGUGGCGGUUUGGAAUCUAUCCGCGCAAUCGUCCCUGCUCUGCGGGACGAAACACGGCAUCCGAACACUGCUGCCCGUGCACAAGGUUCUUCACUCUAGCAGCAGCUGUAUUACGGCACUGGAUCUGCACUACAGCUCCGGCACACGGUUUCUCGUGGUUUGCAAUGCCGACCGACGGUUGAAGGUGUACGAUCUGGGCUCCGGGCUGUACCAACCGUCGGAAACGUUGAGUAUGGUGGUGCGUAGUCGCAUCUCGGCCGUCCGCUGGAUGCUCCACUUCCCGGUACUGGUGAUCGCGUACGACGAUGCACUGUACAUCGACCGGUGUGCGUACAGUGUGCAUCAGCAGCGUGAUAUUGGUUUGCGCAUGUUUAACAUCUUUACAGUGGGGUCCGAAAUGACGGAUCUUGGGACGAAUGAUUGGCACAGUACGAAUGCGGUGGCGACCGGUGGAGGAGAUUUGGUAUGCCAUCGGCCGGUACCGUUUGUGCACGGUAUGAACUACAAGAAGCUACCACAGAUUUUAACGACAACCAUCCCGAUGAAGCUGAAAGCUGGUGACGAUUCUGUUGACGUUUCGUAUUAUGGUGGAUUCUCCGAAGAGUAUGGCCUCCUAUUUGCCGACACUGAUAAGGUCCCUACCGCUAUGGACACAACGGCGCUGCAUUUGAAAACGUGGCGUCGCGCAAAGUUCAACCAUUAUCCCGCCGUCCGCCUGAACCAAAUCCGGUGGAAUCCAAACUGCAACGCCUACAAAUACUACGCCAUCGGUUACCAGGCAGGGUUCGUCCGCGUACGAGUAUUACGGUCCUAGGGGUUAGGGUGUUCGCUCAUCUUCAUCUGUCGUUGCCAUUCCAUCGCAUAAUGAUUUAGUGUAAGUUUUAGUAACAAUUUUUUACGUUAAUCUAAUGUAUUGUUUUGCAUUUGCAUUUGUAAAGAAAAUAAAAAAGAAAAACCUGCAAAA
Anopheles stephensi (Asian malaria mosquito) is the source of this 9319-nucleotide messenger RNA. RefSeq lists its product as uncharacterized. Gene Ontology annotation, cellular component: transcription factor TFIIIC complex. The transcript has 9 exons. Gene Ontology annotation, biological process: transcription by RNA polymerase III. The coding region runs from base 929 to 9169 and encodes 2746 amino acids. The record is from RefSeq and is a predicted model, not a curated record. NCBI's taxonomy places the organism in Eukaryota, Metazoa, Arthropoda, Insecta, Diptera, Culicidae. Gene Ontology annotation, molecular function: protein binding.